Talaromyces atroroseus is the source of this 774-nucleotide messenger RNA. RefSeq lists its product as hypothetical. NCBI's taxonomy places the organism in Eukaryota, Fungi, Ascomycota, Eurotiomycetes, Eurotiales, Trichocomaceae. The coding region runs from base 1 to 774 and encodes 257 amino acids. The record is from RefSeq and is a predicted model, not a curated record. The transcript has a single exon.
AUGCGUCCCAAAAGCAUCAGCACCGAUACCAUCGACCUCGACUAUAUACAACGACUAGAAGAACGACUAAUCGCUCUGGACCGCAACAUCGCCAAGCACCACCAGCGCAUCCUCGACAAGACAGAGCGGCUCGUAGCCACUAACAGCCACAGCAGCCGUACACUGCGCUCACAUACUCAGGCUCUCGCAAGCCAAUCGUCUACCAUCGACGGCACAAGACACAUCGUCACUGCGCAGGCGCGCACCAUCAGCUCGCAGGCUAGGAAAAUCGCAUCGCAGCAGGAGCUGAUUGAGGUCAUGCAGCGCGACAUCUUCCGUCUGUCGAGGUGGAACACAGAGUCCAACAGCAGGAUAAACGCGCAUGACGAGGCGCUGAUCAGUCGAGAGGAUGAUAUACGCAAAGUCUCCGCAGGGUUGGAAGAUCAUAUCAGGUUUUUCGAGUAUAUCGAGAAAGAGACUUAUUGGAUGAAUGUCUACUCGAAGCAGAUGAUGAUGCUUCGUGCGACGGAGCUUGAGAAUGCUGCUGCUGCUACGAACGAUGACGAACGAAGUACAGAUACAUCAACUAUGGCAGAUGAUAUAAAUCCAUCUCCUAUUAUUAUCUCACAGCAUAUCCUACUUGAUAGAAUUGUCGUGCAUAUGGUCAAGGAACAUGCAUCAGGCCGGCUUCAGAACGUUAUCGACGGAUUUGAGGCUGUGCAUGGUGUUUCACUCCAUUCUUAUGAAGAUCUGAUAUUGGGUGAAACGACGACUGAGACAACGACCGAGGAGUGA